Messenger RNA from Tigriopus californicus, 2354 nucleotides. Its product is annotated as centriolin-like. NCBI's taxonomy places the organism in Eukaryota, Metazoa, Arthropoda, Copepoda, Harpacticoida, Harpacticidae. The coding region runs from base 774 to 2201 and encodes 475 amino acids. The transcript is spliced from 4 exons. The record is from RefSeq and is a predicted model, not a curated record.
AAUGCGUAAGGCGUCAAGGACAUUUGGCUACAUUCCAUGACGAGCAACUCGUUUUGACUUGCCCACUUGGCACUUCUGACCGGUAGGUGGGAGGGAAUAGUCUAGCUUUCCUAAUUACUACGUCAAUUCGAAAAUUCUUUUUUCACCUUGGCCAGAGUUCCAGCACAUAAACCUUUCCAUAUGUCUCGGCCAAGAGCAACUCCGUUGAGUGCGCGCACAGCGAGGAAAAGAACAUUGAUCAACUCUUGCGGUGCGAUUGAAAAAGCAAGCAAAACAGGCACAUGGAAACAUGCGCAACAAAUUAAAAAAAAAAAUCAAUGUCAGCUUGCACUGGGACAAAAACAGAUCUUUAUAGGAAUUAUGGGUGGAGGAGAUAGAAUGUUUAGUAAGUAGAAGCGACAUUGAUCUCAAACACGCACGUGCUGCUGUUGUUCAUGUGGGGACAGGGCGAAUAUUUCUUUACUCCAUGUAGCCGAAUGAAGAAGAGGAUAUUUUCAAAGACUGCUCACGUCGAAAGCUUGUCCUUUGUUGGCCUUGUUCUCGCUCAAAAGGUCGAGGCUUUGAAUCAGCAUUACGACGAGCUAUUGGAUUAGUAGGAGAGAAUGCACGAUUCUCUAUUCGUCUCCCGGAAAACGGUGGAUAUCACCUCGAAUAAGAAAUAAACUCAAAUAAGUGAGUGGGGUUCGUCGAAAGCAGUUGAAGUGAGGCUGGAGGGAAAAUGAGUGCCUGGUUUAGAGGCAAGAAAUGCUAGUGACGGGGCUUCCCCGUGAUUGAUGCGAGUUUUCAACCACGAAAUGGCCUCCUUAUCCAGAUCGAGCUCGAGCCUCCAGCCAGCUCCUAAGAUGAGUCUGGAGAUCUUCCUCCGGGAUUGUGUGUUUGUCUUAUUGAAGCACAUUUCGGGUGGGAAAGUACAAACCAAAAUGGACGAGAAGAUCCUCGAGUUCUGCAUUCGAUCCGGAAACAAUGUCUGCGACCAAGGGAGGCUGUUCCUCCACAGCUUCUUAGAGCGCAAGAUGAGGUCACUCUAUCCCAAUUCCGCAUGUGAUGAUGGAAACAACAAGUCAUCGCAAUUCUCUGUGAUAAACGAAGCAACAAAUGUCAAAGGCUGUCUGUCAUUGUCAGAUCCCAAACAGACCACGAUCCUCCAGGACUUGAACAAGGAACUGAACCUCGUUCAACGCGAGAACAAUCACCUGAUUGAAGAGGUCGAGGUCCUCAGGAUGGAUAUUGCCUCCUUGAGAUCCAUCAUUGUUACUCGAGGAUUCAAUUCUACCCAUCAACAACAUUUGGGACAGUUCGAUUCAGAAAAGAUCAACUAUAACGAGGGCAGCCUUCAUUCUCAGCCAGAGAUUCAAGAGUGUGAUAUGGCCAGAGGAAAGAAAAGUAGGAAAAGUACUCCCACUGCCGUGUCCAAAGCCAAAGCCAAAGUGAAACCAUGUUCCUCGACACAGGAUGUUCCACCGAAAAAACUCGAAAGCGACAGUAGUGGUCCUUCGCAUGAUACGUUUUCCAUUGACCGAGUCAGAGUGCAAAGCGAAGGAUCCGAUGAGGGUGAGGAUCCUCGGAUUGAUUUGUGGGACACCAUUCGACAUUUAAGGGAGGAGUUGAUCAAAAUCACCAAGAAGCAGGAAUCUCUUAUCAAGGACAUGACCUCCAAAGACGGAGAACUUGUUCAUGCAGAGGAGCACAUCAACGAGUUAAUGCAAGAGCUGGACGCCAACAAAAUGGAGUACAAUGCUCAUCAGAAGGUGAUUCAAAUCCUUAAGACAGAACAAUCCCAGUCAAAGGAGGAUUUGCAGAAGGCGCUCAUAAGUAUUCCCGAGGAAAUUGCCAUUUCUUCUAAGCCAUUGGCCACUCUCUUUGGCGAUGACAUUAGUAGCCAGAAAUCCAUAUUCAAUCUCAAACUUGAGCAAGUUGACAUCAAGCGACAAUUGGCCAAAUCCAUGGCAGAACACGACAAGCUUUUGGCCACACAUUUGUCUCUCGCGGAUGAGUAUGAAGCGCUCAAGGAGGAUUUUACCAACUUGAUUGGCAGACCCGAUCCAUUGAAUAGCGAUUGCCAAUCCUUGAAUGGAACUCGAGCCUUAAAGGAGGAAACGACCAAAACCCAAGAAGCUUUUCGCGAUUUGGCUUUACCUGAACUAGAAGACACGUCACAUUUCGAAGACCAGAGCCGAGCCCAAGAACAUAAUAACAUAUAAAAAAAGAGCAUAACUGAACUCAAAAAUCAUAAUGCAACCGGUUUGAGUUGAGUUUGGAUCAGGAAUAAUGCUCAGAAUACUCAUAUUACAUUGAGAAUCUCUUUUGCUCAGUCAUGCUAAAACAUGUCGUUUGUUCUUCGCGGCCUAUGCCAA